GCGAGGGAAAGAGUCUUCUUUAUCUCCUUCCUUGUCAACUCCCUGGUAUAGCUGACACUGUUAACUGCGGUCUCUUUUUUUUUCAAGCGCAAAGUGCUUUUAUAUGGCUUGUUCGUAGGACUUAACAACCUCCAAAUAGAUUCAUCUUUUCGCUCGCUAAGCUGUUCAAUACCGCUAAGUCGAUAAAAAGAUCAGUUAAAAAUCAUGUCACAAGACUCUCCAGAAACUAUUCAAGAACUAAGAGAUCAAUUGAUCCAACAAAAGUCACUAAUCGAUUUUCAAACUAGUCGACUCGAGAGGCUGAUGCAACAACAAGGUGUCCCUGGAAUUCCAAACACUAAUGAGGUGCAGAUGUCAGACACACCUUUUCUACAUGAUCUCCCGGUCAGACCAUCUUACGAUUGGACUCCCUCACCGGAGCCUGCCUCUCUGAUGCCUUCUGGACAACAAGAUAUCUUCCUUCAAGUACUGGACGCGGACACCAGGAAAAACAUGGUAGAACAAUACCCAGUAAUUGCUGGAGUCCGAUACACACCGCCACAGUGACUUCCACUUGCUGCCCGUAAAUAUAACAAGUCUCAAAUCCGCGAAGAUGACAAUCUUCAACGUAUCUAACACGCUAUCUCUGCUGCACUUCGCCCUUUAGAUGUGUUAGCGCAUAUGCUUCUACCCUUAGUGCCAUCAGA
Umbelopsis ramanniana AG is the source of this 686-nucleotide messenger RNA. RefSeq lists its product as uncharacterized. The record is from RefSeq and is a predicted model, not a curated record. Lineage: Eukaryota; Fungi; Mucoromycota; Umbelopsidomycetes; Umbelopsidales; Umbelopsidaceae. The transcript has a single exon. Bases 205 to 546 code for a protein of 113 amino acids.